This is a messenger RNA of Nematolebias whitei (Rio pearlfish), 1203 nucleotides long. RefSeq names its product potassium voltage-gated channel subfamily V member 1-like. Gene Ontology annotation, biological process: potassium ion transmembrane transport; protein homooligomerization. Gene Ontology annotation, cellular component: membrane; voltage-gated potassium channel complex. The transcript has 3 exons. NCBI's taxonomy places the organism in Eukaryota, Metazoa, Chordata, Actinopteri, Cyprinodontiformes, Rivulidae. Gene Ontology annotation, molecular function: voltage-gated potassium channel activity; protein binding. The coding region runs from base 7 to 1203 and encodes 398 amino acids. The record is from RefSeq and is a predicted model, not a curated record.
UCCACCAUGAGCCUCCCCUCCAGACCCAUGCUGGGGGACGAGGUCUGCGAGGACAGCACCUCUCUGGUGUCUCUGGACUCCAGCGUUUUCUUCAGUGAGAAGUCCAGCUUCAGAGACACGCUCGGUGUCUUCAUCAUCAACGUGGGGGGAAGUCGGUACAUGCUGUCUCAGGAGCUGCUGGUGUCCCAUCCAGAGACCCGGCUGGGACAACUGGUCCUCUGCAGCCGAGACUCGGCCCUGGAGCUCUGUGAUGACGCAGACUUCCUGAAAAAUGAGUUCUUCUUCGACAGAAACUCACAAACAUUCCAGUAUGUGAUGAACUUCUACAAGACGGGUCACCUUCAUGUCAUGGAGGAGCUGUGUGAAGUCUCCUUCCUGCAGGAGAUUGAGUACUGGGGCAUCGAGGAGGUCUGCAUCAAGUCCUGCUGCAGGGAGCGUUACUACCGGCGCAAAGAGCAAAAGGAGUCUCUUGAUGUGCACAGAGAGUUCCAGGCUGAUGAUGAAGAAGAGGACUUCAUGGGUGUCUCCUGCCCAGCUCUUCGACGGCUCUUUUGGGACCUUCUUGAGAAACCAGAAUCAUCCCGAGCAGCUCGGACCUUCUGCACACUCUCAGUCAUUUUUGUGGUGGUGUCAGUUAUCAACAUGGUGCUCAUCUCACUGGACCUAGAGGAAGACUUUGGCAUGAGCUGGCUGGGGGUGGGGGUGCCGCUUGUGUUGGAUGGCGUGGAGUACGUGUGCAUCGUGUGGUUCACAGUCGAGCUGGCACUUCGGUUCCUGUGUGUCAGAGAUAAGUGCCGUUUCAGUCGAAGGAUUCCCAAUGUGAUCGACCUGCUGGCCAUCUUGCCGUUCUACAUGACGCUGGCCGUAGAGAGUCUCCACAGUGGAUCCACCAAGCUGGAGAACAUGGGCCGGGUGGUGCAGGUUCUCCGCCUCCUGAGGACACUGCGCAUGCUGAAGCUUGGCAGACACCUGACAGGUAAACCCAGAUCUAUCAGCACUCCUGAUGUUAAACCUGAUGUGUCCAGUCAGCGACUGACCAGUCAGCCACUGACUGGUCAGUCGCUGACUGGUCAGAGGCUGACUGCUCAGUGGCUGACUGGUCAGAGGCUGACUGCUCAGUGGCUGACUGCUCAGAGGCUGACUGCUCAGUGGCUGACUGGUCAGUGGCUGACUGGUCAGCGACCUCAGUUUGUCCUGAAGUGA